AUGUCCAAAACAACUAGCCAAGUUUUGUCCUUUAGUGACAAAGGAAUAUGUUUGGAUACUUUUAACGAGAAGGCAGAGACUGUGCCGUGCGUGCACUGCAAGCUUGGGCAGGAGUGGGUUGCUUACACCACAGCGUCUGAGCUAGUUAUACAGAGCGCCACCACAAAAGAACAGCACAGACACUCCAUACCCAAUAUUAGAAGUAUAGAGAGCCUUGUUGGCAGUACUGCAAGCGUGAUAACCAAGGAAGACAAGAUGUAUUUUGUCCGAAAGGAUAAAGUCCUUUACUCGGCAGAAAGAGUAAAGUCUGCCAUGCAUGGAGAAGAGUUUCUUGUAUAUUCGCAGGAAGUAGAAGAGAUGCCAGAGAAAAAGGAAGUGCUUCUGCCAACAGAGGAAGAGACAGCAGGUAAAAAAAGCAUAGGUUCCAAUGCAAACCCGUCAAAUACUGCAGCAUCCCAUGAGAAGGAGGCUAGAUUAGAAGGCGCUGAGCUAGCAAAGGCCUUAGAUAAGCAGAAUGCUCCUCUCUCUACAGAUCAGGCCUCGCACAAUAAAGCGAGCGCAGCAGAGCCCGCGGGCGAAUCAUCUGCAGAAAAAGACCCUGCAAAGCCAACAAAGGGAGCAAAGCCAGCACAGAGCGGAAAGAAAGAGCCAGUUACUCUAAAGAUACAGAAGAAAGAGGGAAUGCGCACAGCCAUUGUAAACAAGGCUAAGCCACGCUUCUUGAAAGUGUACUCCAUCGCUGAGAAGAGAGAAAUCCAAGAGAUAAAGAUACCGGCACCGCUUGUUUUCUCUAUGACACAGAAGUUCUUAGUAACUGUGCGUGUGUAUCGGGCAUCUGCUGGGGAAAUUGAGAUAAUUAGACUGUCUAAUGGAGAGAAGGUUAAAAAACAGCUGGUUCUGAAUAUGAUAUCUGCAGUGCUUACGCAGGACAUAAAACAUAAAGAGGAGAGGAUGCUUUGUCUGUGCUCACUCAACACUACAAACGGAACGUACUACGAUACAAAGGCGCUAUACUAUAUAGAUACAGCCCAGGGGACUGUAAAGAAUGUAUCAAGCAUAUCCAAUCCGAUAACUGACCUAGCCUUUUUAAAGAAAAGCGAGUUUGCAGUGUGCUAUGACAACAGCCCUAGUAAGAUAGGAAUAUUCAAUUCCAAGACAGAAAAGAUAAAGAACCUGAAGGAAGGGGUUAGGAACAAGAUGUUUUUCAACAAGCAAGAGAACAUUGUGUGCAUGGCAGGGAUGAACAAUCUUCCUGGAAACAUGGAGAUUUCAGAGUAUCCAUCUGAAGCGAUGCUUUCCAUAAACGAGGAGCUUGGGUGUUCGGUGAUUGAUUGGUCUCCAGAGGGGAGAUACUAUCUAGUUGGAAUAACGAACAAAAUGUCAAUAGAUAAUAAAGUGGCGCUUUAUGACUACUACUCGCAGAAAAGCACAGAGGUGCGAUUCAAGGAGCUGAAGAGCUGCAUGUUUGCAGGGAAAAUGCUCGCAUUCCGCCCACUUGAAAACCUUCCUGCCAAAAUACAGAUAAAGAAGGCAGAUGAGUACGUACCGCCAUGUCUUCGGAAGAGCGAGCAGAAGGAGGCAAAAGAAUGGGCCGCCCCUCAUAUAAUAAAAGAUACUGCCAAGGCAAAGGAAAAUCGCAUGGCCUCGAUUAGGAAGGAGCUUGAGGAAAUUGAAAAGAUAGAAGAGCAGAUGUCAAAGGGGCAGGUUGUUCCAGGCGGUAUUAUGAAAAUUCAGAAAAAAGAAGCUCUUUUAAAGAAGCUGAACAAAAAGAAGAAACAGGUGCCGCAAUAA
Nematocida ausubeli is the source of this 1791-nucleotide messenger RNA. RefSeq lists its product as uncharacterized. Gene Ontology annotation, biological process: translational initiation. The transcript has a single exon. NCBI's taxonomy places the organism in Eukaryota, Fungi, Microsporidia. Gene Ontology annotation, cellular component: cytosolic small ribosomal subunit. The record is from RefSeq and is a predicted model, not a curated record. Gene Ontology annotation, molecular function: mRNA binding; translation initiation factor activity; tRNA binding. The coding region runs from base 1 to 1791 and encodes 596 amino acids.